Molecule: messenger RNA, 5626 nt
Organism: Maniola jurtina (meadow brown)
Lineage: Eukaryota; Metazoa; Arthropoda; Insecta; Lepidoptera; Nymphalidae
Gene: Tie
Exons: 10
Coding region: 377-4450 (1357 amino acids)
Biological process (GO): protein phosphorylation; multicellular organism development; cell surface receptor protein tyrosine kinase signaling pathway
Cellular component (GO): signaling receptor complex
Molecular function (GO): transmembrane receptor protein tyrosine kinase activity; ATP binding
Source: RefSeq, a predicted model, not a curated record
GUAGUGGGAAAAAUCCCCCUCCAACUUAGUACCUUCGCUAGAGCGACGAAAGGCGCGCGUCUCUACAUACGUUCCGAAUACGUUCAAAAAAUCGAUCGAAAAACAUUCCGUUCCAAACUCACCCCCGAAAUUCAAAGUGUACCCCUCAAAAAUUUUGAUAUCCCGCGCUGGUGUGUUGUGUAUGUGCCAUUAAGAUAAGUGUUUGUAAACGUGUAGGUACGUUUUCUAAAUAAUGUACACAUAACUACAUAUGUCAUUGAAGGUAACGCGUAGCGACUAGCGGGCUGUAACAAGCGAAAAUGUGACUGUUAAGUCGGAUCAUACGUGUUGUUGAUAAAAAAAGAAAAUGGCUCAUAUUGACCGAAAAUAGUUGGUUAUGUUUAAAAUGCGGGUUCUAAGGAUCACGGUGGUAUGUGUGUGUGUUUUCCUAUUGGUGCAUGGUGAUGAUGGAUCUUCCGAGGUGGUGACUGAAGCGGUUGGCGCUAAGGCUGAGGAGCAGGGUGAAAGGAAGGAUGGGAAAGGACUUUUACCAGGCUCCUCCUCUUCCACCUCCAGGCGAACAACGACGCAAAGCAGCGCGAAUACGACGCGCGACUCGCAGUUGCUGUCGCUACUAGCCGCGCGGCGGAGGCAGCUGCUGACGGGCCGCCUCACCACACACAUCAACACCAUCGCCAAUCUAGCGCACAAGCCACACAAGGGGAACACUACAUUUGCCCAGUUGGAAAUCAGAGAUUCGAACAGCUCCAUAGUAAGGAGGAUAACAUUCGACAACUCGAGCAACGAAGCUAUUGCGCCCACGCUGAAACUCGUAUCCCGGGAGGGAAACAGAGAAAUAAAACAGGAUGUCAAGCCACACGAAAUAAGACACCUGUUCAUACCCAGGGUAUUGUACCAAGAAAACAAAAGUAGAGCAGGAUUUUUAAAUAAUAGGAGAAAAGAACUAGGAAAUAAGACUCUCGUAGCAGAAACCACGACUGAAAGCGCUAUAAUAUACGUCCCACCUGAAAAGUUAGAAGGCCUCGAUAAAGAAGUCGAUUUAGAUCCAGAGGAAGAGUUUCAAGUCGAUGAAUCCAAUCAUGGACUUUAUUUAUUAAAUUAUUCAGAUACAGAUAACAUAACACAAGUUUCACCUGACUUAAAUAAAACUACAUCAAGUAACGAAAUCAAAGAAAAUGUUACAUAUCAAUCAGAAACCACAACAGUUAUUACACCUGAGGAGAAAGAAAAGACGACUAUCUUGCCCGAAAAAGAAGAAAAACCAGAAGUUAACUCAAUAGCAAAUAGUACAGAUAUACAAAACACAAAAUUAGAAAAAAUAGAUAAAGAUAAAACAGAUAAUCAAACAUUGUUUAUGUCUGAAGAGAUUUACAAUCACUUUCGGCCGCUUGAAACGGAAUUGCCUGACGAAGAAAUGGCUCCAUUCAUAUAUUUUGGUCAAAAGCUUGCCGGACAGGCCAUUACAGAUAAUUUGACAAAUUCUCCAUCUCUUUCAGCGUCUACAAAGUCUGUCAAUUUCAUAGCAGCGCCAGCAGAUAAAAGAAAGUUUAACUCGAGAUACUCCGCCACCGAAAAAUAUAAAAAUACUAGCGCGGGUGAGGAAGAAAUCAAUGAAGAUAUGGAUGUCUCCGUUGUGAAAAAUACCAUAGAAAAAAAUAAAAUAAGAAACACGGUAAAGGGGCCUGCACCAGCACGACAUGUAGGACUAGUAAAUGCUUAUAGAAAAUAUUCAAGUACAACACAAUCAACACCAAAACCACAGUCAGCUGUACAAAUGAAUGCCACUGAAUCGAUAAUACAAAAUGUUACUCCGAGUUCAAUUGAUAAAAGUAAAGAUAGUAGUGGACUUAAUAAAACUUCGGUAAAUAAAGAUCCUUUACCAAACUCCAAUGGAACCAUUACUAAAGAUACUUCUUCGAAUAAAACUACUUCUGUACCCCCACCAAGAAAUUUUACACGAACCUAUUUUAAUUUACGUCGCCGACCUUCUAGACCAACAACAUUGUCUAGUACAGAAAAUAGUUUAUUAGAAAUAGUAAAUACUACAACAGAAAAAACUGCAACUUCAGUUUACACCGCUGUUGUUACUUCUGUAUCAAUAACUUCUUCAGUAAAAGGUCCAAAUAAAACUGAUGAGUUAAUUAAAGAAUCCGAAAAUGCAACAACAUCUGAACCUAUAGAACUAUCAACAAAUACUACAAUACCGAAAACUAUAAUAAUAAAUGAAACAGAAACAACAACAAGUGCGCCAUUAUCAACUGUAAGGCCCUACAGACAUAGAAUUCGUAUAAGAACUACUACAACGGAAGGUCCUUUCAAAGUCAAUCCAAACACGAAAUCUAUAACAAUUCAGAAACCAACGGAAUCUCCUAUAACCAGUGAAAAAUUUGUUGGAGAUAAACAAGAGACAACAACCUCAAAAAUAUCUGAGAGAUUAGCAAGCUUAUUCAAACAAAACGAUUAUGUAAAUACGACCAAUGGUUUAACGAUACGACCAAAAAAUAUUUUAAGAAGACGAAGACCAACAACUACUACAACCACUACAACAACUACCACCACUACUCCUGCACCUUUAACUAUAUUUACUAAUGAAACUGAAUCUUUUACUACACCUUUAGUUAUUCCAACUACAAUUCCGACUACUCAGGCAGUAGAAACGACAGAAAAUAUAUUUAAACCUUUUAUAGUUGUAUCUCGAACUUCAUCAGAGUCUAGUUCUAAGCCACUAGUAUUAAGUGUCAACUCUACUAAAGAUGCUAAUAAAACAGACGCUAAUAACAAUACUGAAGUUAGUGAAGGUAGCAAUGAUUCUCAAAAUGAAGAAGUUGUGAUAGAAGCUGAGAAAACGUAUACAGCAUCGUAUGUAUUAGCAGGACUUGGAUUUUUACCUGUCAUAGCGGUUGUAGUAUUUGUUCUUAGAAACAUCAUGAAUAAGAAGACCAAAGAUAUUGAGACGGAAUAUGAGGGCUAUUUCGACGAAGGAGGAGAAAUCAAAAAGGAAUCACCCAUAACGCCAGUUGCUCGCCCUCCUUUGCCUACUCCUACUAAGCCGGACCAAAAAUGGGAGUUUCCUCGAAAUAAGCUUAGGCUGCAAACUUUGUUGGGACAAGGAAAUUUUGGACAGGUAUGGAAAGCUGAAGCCGAUGACUUGAACGGCCACGAUGGACUGACGCGUCUCGUGGCAGUCAAGACGAUCAAAGAGUCCGCUUCGCAGAAGGAGAAACAGGAGCUUCUGCACGAAAUAUACAUCAUGCAGAAGAUCGGCACUCAUCCCAAUGUGGUCACCAUCCUUGCUUGUUGUACUGAACAAGAACCGUAUCUGCUCAUAAUGGAGUACGUGAUGUGUGGCAAGCUGCUGACGUAUCUGCGCGAGCGCCGCUCUCGGCCCGACCGCUUCAGUGGUAGCGGCGCGCUCACGUCGCGGGACCUCACCGUCUUCGCCUACUGCGUCGCGAGAGGCAUGGACUAUAUCGCUUCUAAAGGAAUUGUCCAUCGUGAUCUAGCCGCCCGCAACGUACUCGUAGACCACAACAAGCUAUGCAAGAUCGCGGACUUUGGCAUGUCACGCUGCGCGGGCGCAGGCGCGCGCGGCGGGCGAGGCGCGCUGCCGGUGCGGUGGAUGGCGCCCGAGGCACUGCUGUACAACGUGUACAGCCACCACACCGACGUGUGGGCCUUCGGGAUACUGCUGUGGGAGAUCGUGACGCUCGGAUCAACGCCAUACGCAGCGAUGUCCGGUCGAGAGGUCCUAGCGGCGGUCACGGAGGGCUACCGGUUGGAGCGACCCCCUCACUGCAAGCCGCAGCUCUACCGCGCCAUGCACUCGUGCUGGCACGCCGACCCCUCACAGCGGCCAGCGUUCGCGACGCUUAAGGCCCAGCUGGCUGAGCUCCUAGAUAAUGAACCUUCCGAGGGCAAUUAUGUGGAUUUGGACUCGUUUUACCAAGAGUCCUCGGUCUAUAGUGACCCUUCGGCGAUUAUUCAUGAUGAUGAUGGCUUGUCGGCGGAGUAUGAUCGGGAGAGGCGAUGUUUUAGAGAAUUACAAACAGGCGCACCAAAAUUCGACAACCGGCCUUUCAGUUUGCGGGACGAGGAGCUCAGAAACAAAUUCGGGAUCGGGACGCCGCGGAUGGGCGGCUUCGGCAUCCGGGACGUCCCGUUCAACGAGCGAAACUUCUCCGACGGAGAGUUCAACGAACGAAACUUCCCAGACAAGAACUUCCCGGACAGAAGUUUCCCGGACAAGAACUUUAACGACACGAACUUUACCGAACGGAAAGACGGUAAACUUUCAACGUCCAGCUUCCAUCGAGAGAGGGAAAGAGAGAAUCCCCUUGUUAGCAGGAACAGCUUCAAUGGCUUCCCCAGGAUAGGGACGAGAGAAAACCAUUUCCAAAUGACACCUGAUGGAAGGAAUAAGAGGGUGCCGGAAUUCGAGUGUGAUAUUUGAGUCAUGCGUUGGUUUUAUUAUCUUCACAUACAGUGAUAUUUAUGGAAAUAAUGCGAUAAGCGACAAGAAGCAAAAAAUUCACGAGAUUGCAAUACUUAUAAACUUCCAGGCUAAAAAGGCUAGAACCCAGAGCUGUAAAGCCAGUUGUAAAGAAAAAUUGAGCUCCAUCGAAUGAUGGUAAAUAGGAAUGGCAGAAUUAAAUUUAGACGUGACAGUUAUGUAGCUUUAAUUAGGAAUUGAUUUUAUUUUUCCCGCGUUUUUCCUUACAAAAUCUUGGGUUUGAAAAUGUUCUUAAUUGUCGUUACAGUUUAUAUAAAUACUUUUAUAAUUUAGGACUUCCAUAUUCAAGGUUUAUAGAAAUCGUCACCUAUAUGUUAUUGGGUAUAAAUGCCAAAUUAUUUAAAAUUCAAUUAAUUGGAUUAUUCAAAAGCGAUGUUUUAUUUCUAAUCAAACGAAAUUAUUCAAUGAUUCAAUUUCAAUACGUAAGAAUUUUGCCGUUGCCGAUUUAAUAAUAAUUUAAAUUUAUAGAUUCUUGGGUGUGAUGCUAAAUUAUCUAAAAUUCAAUUAAUUGGAUUAUACAAGAGCGAUGUUUGAUUCCCAAUCGCGCGGAAUUAUUGCAAAAAAUUUUAGUUCGUUGAAAUUCUGUUGUUAUUAAACUACCGUAAAUAAAAUCUGGUUAUCAGUAUUGAAUCACCAUGACCACCUUACAGAUUUUUAUAUUAGUGAGAAUGCUACGAGUAAAUAAAAUAAAAUGCAAUAUAUUGGAUUUAUAAAUCAAUUGCGCGAGCUUAUGACAAAUAAUAUGCUUUAAGUUUAAAUUUCAAUUGGUUGAAAUUCUGUAAACUUAGGUCUGUGUAUUUUGUAAAUAAACUUUAAUUUAUAACAGUAUUCGUUGCAGUGAAUGACUCUAUGUGUCUAACAAUUAUCAUAUAAAUGGUAGUUAGGUACAUUGUAAAUAAUAGUUGCGUAUGGCUAGGUUAAGUUUUGUAAAGUAGAUUAUAAAAGCACGUCAUUUUGACACAAGUUUGAAUAAAGAAUGUUAUGCGUUCGACACAGAGUAUGAAAGAGUUUGUUUAUAAAUACCUAUAUAGUCUAUGAUUUUAUCAAUUUUAUUUUUUCUUUAAUCUGUACCUAAAAAAAAAGUUUAGUUUUGUUUUUUUGUGAGAAUGUGUUUUA